UUUAGUUGUCGUUGGUAGAUUCACGUGAGUUAUUUGGCCACGUGUGGGUAUUCGACAGUCUGGAGAAAAAAACAUCGAUGGAAAAAAGAAAGCAAGCUGUGUGACACCGUGACCAAAAGCGAUGGGUUUAAUGUUCUAAAACUACCGCCGAUGAGCAGCUCCUGCUGCCUUAAUUCAUAUUCAUGAGCACCACGACGUUGCCCAUACUGGCUCACUGACUAGACGAAGUCGAAGGAGGAGCUGGGGGGAAUGAGCCACCUUUGAGGGGAAGGAGGGGCCCGGACCACGGCGGGUUCCCACGUAACCUUGUCUAUUUUAUACGUGCGCGCGCGUGUGUGUAAGCGUGUGUGUGUAAGCGUGUGGAUGUAUGCCUCGUAGUCAGUGAAUCGUCGCGUGGAGACAUUUCCGCCCACAGUAAAGAUGGCGGCUCCAUGGCUGGAGAAUCUAUCGGAGUCUUUGGGUUCUUCUGAGCCUGCUGUUCGGUUAAUAUUGUCCAUUUUAGUUGGAUAUCCAUUUGCCUUGAUCUACCGGCGUUACUUGUUCCACCAGCCCGCCACCGUUAUCCACUUGUUCCACACCUUCUCUGGAUUGGCCCUCGCCACGUUUAACUUUGGAUCCCAGAUCUAUCACUCAGCAAUAUGCAUCCUUGUCCAGUUCCUGAUGCUGAGGCUCAUGGGAAGGACGGUAACGACCAUCCUGGGCAGCUUCAGCUUUCAAAUGUUAUACCUGCUGGCAGGCUAUUACUACACAGAAACAGGGGAGUACGACAUCAAGUGGACGAUGCCUCACUGCGUCCUCACGCUCAAACUCAUUGGUUUGGCAUUUGAUUACUAUGACGGCGGGAAAGAACCAGGAGAGCUGAGCGGAGAGCAGAAGAGCUCUGCCCUGCCAUGCGUUCCCUCGCUGCUGGAGGUGCUCGGCUUCUCCUACUUCUACGGAGGCUUCCUGGUGGGCCCGCAGUUCACGCUGCACAGCUACCAGAAGCUGGUGGCAGGGGAGCUCAGCGAUUGCCCGGGAAAGCCUCCAAACAGCGUGGUACCAGCUGUGAAGAGAUUCUCUCUGGGUUUUCUCUUUCUGGUUAUAUUUGCAAUAUUCAGUCCUCAUUACCAAGAGAGCUACUACCUGACAGAUGAGUAUGACGCUCGUCCAUUCUGGUUUCGCUGCAUCUUCAUUCUGAUUUGGGCUAAAAUCAUACUGUAUAAAUAUGUCUGCUGCUGGCUCAUAGCUGAGGGCGUUUGCAUCUUGACUGGGCUGGGCUAUAACGGCCUGAGGGACGGUGAGCCCCAGUGGGAUGCUUGCGCCAACAUGAAGGUGUGGCUCUUCGAGACCACGCCGCUCUUCGGGGGGACCAUCGCCUCCUUUAACAUCAACACCAACGCUUGGGCUGCCAGGCAAGUGUUUAAGCGGCUGAAGUUUUUAGGCAACAAGACACUCUCCCAUAUGUCCACUCUCCUCUUCUUGACCAUAUGGCACGGUCUUCACUCCGGAUACAUCAUGUGCUUCUCCAUGGAAUUCUUCAUCAUCACUGUGGAGCGACAGUAUCAGUCGCUGGUGCGUGACAGUCCAGUGCUGACUAAUUUGACCGACGGUCCCCUUUACCCGCUCAUCUACGUCAUCCAGCAGGUCAUACACUGGCUCUUCAUGGGCUACGCGCUGGUGCCCUUCUGCAUCUUCACCUAUGACAAAUGGCUGAAGGUUUACUUUUCGGUGUACUUUUGUGGUCACGUCUUCUUCCUCGUAGCCUUUUUAAUGGUGCCGUACCUGCGGAAGGCGCUGGUGCCAAAGAAGGAACGCAGCCCACACAAGCAGGAUUAAAAACCCGCUACCCAAAGACGGCUCGGUCAAAAUAUCCACUGAAGGGACCAGUAACUUUCAAAAGGAGCGGAAAGGAAAAUAUUUUAAGGCCUUUAGUAUAUAUAUAUAUAAUAUCUACAUUUGUCCAUGUGAAAAUAAAUCUAUAUAUAUUUUUGUGUAAAAAGUAAGGAGGCUUUUAUAAACAUUUUUGAAGAAAUGUUUACAGGAAACAACCAUUGUGCCACACUGGUUAACUUGGGGUGCCCGUCAGCAGUGACUUCCUGUAUGUUUUGUUUGUUUGUUUUUUAAUCCUCGACGAGACACACCAUUUGCACUCAGCAGUCACGGGUCCGGAGCCUGUUGUUGGCCCCUAAUAUUAUUACUUUUUUUUUUUUUUUUUUUUUUUUAUAUUCUUAAUUUCUCCAUCUCCAAAUAACAACAGCAGCACUAAAGCUUCACUUGAGGUGGAAGCUCGGUGUCAAUACACUUUUGAAAUGGAACGAUACAACCACAACUGCUGCACGCUUGGAAGAACAACAGUUGAAUUGAUGGGUGUUGGUUUGUGAGAUCAACACAAAAGCAAUGUAACAAACACACACGGUAUGUCACAAAAGUGAGAACACCACUCACAUUUUUGUAAAUAUUUUAUUAUAUCGCUUCACGGGACAACACUGAAGAAAUCACACGUUGCUACAAUGUAAAGUAGUCGGUGUACAGCUUGUAAAAACUUAAACAUUUGCUGUUCACACAAAAAUACUCAUCACACUUGAUGGUGGUCUCACUUUUGUUGCCAGAGGUUUAGACAUUAAUGCCUGUGUGUUGUUAUUUUGAAGGGACAGUCGAAAUUUCCUGUCCCCUCAGAAUAACUAAAAAAUACUGUUAUCUAUUUACUGUGCCCUCAAAAUCACUCAACAAAGCCAUUAUUUUCUAAACCGCUGGCAACAAACGUGACUACACCUUUCAGUGAAAAUCUCCAAAGUGUAACUACAUUGUACUAACCCCAAUUCCAAUUAAGUUGCGGUGUUCUGCAAAACGUAAAUAAAACCAGAAGACAACGUUUUGCAAAUCCUUCUCAACGUAUAUUCAGUUUCUUCUUCUUUUCCUUUCGGCUUGUCCCUUUAGGGGUCGCCACAGUGCGUCAUCCUUUUCCAUGUAAGCCUAUCUCCUGCAUCCUCCUCUCGAACACCAACUGCCCUCAUGUCUUCCCUCACGACAUCCAUCAACCUCUUUGGUCUUCCUCAAGCUCUCUUGACUGGCAGCUCCAUCCUCAUCACCCUUCUACCAAUAUACUCACUGUCUCUCCUCUGGAUGUGUCUAAACCAUCGAAGUCUGCUCUCUCUAACUUUGUCUCCAAAACAUCUAACCUUGGCUGUCCUUUGCUGAUGAGCUCAUUUCUAAUUUUAUCCAACCUGGUCACUCCUAGAGCGAACCUCAGCAUCUUCAUUUCCGCCACCUCCAGGUCUCCUUCCUGUUGUCUCUUCAGUACCACUGUCUUUAAUCUGUACAUCAUGGCUGGCCUCACCACUGUUUUAUAAACUUUGCGCUUCAUCCUAGUAGAGACUCUUCCGGCACAUAACACACCUGACACCUUCCUCCACCUGUUCCAACCUGCUUGGACCCGUUUCUUCACUUCCUGACCACACGCACCAUUGCUCUGGACGGUUGACCCAAAGUAUUUAAAAUCCUCCACCCUUGCUAUCUCUUCUCCCUGUAGCUUCACUCUUCCCCCUCCACCCCUCUCAUUCAUGCACAUAUAUUCUGUUUUACUUCGGCUACUCUUAAUUCCUCUGCUUUCCAGUGCAUGCCUCCAUCUUUCUAGCUGUUCCUCCACCUGCUCCCUGCUUUCACUGCAGAUCACAAUGUCAUCUGCAAACAUCAUGGUCCACGAGGAUUCCAGUCUAACCUCAUCUGUCAGCCUAUCCAUCACCACUGCAAACAGGGAGGGGCUCAGGGCUGAUCCCUGAUGCAGUCCCACCUCCACCUUAAAUUCAUCUGUCACACCUACAGCACAGCACACCUCACCGCUGUUCUGCUGCCCUCGUACAUGUCCUGUAUUAUUCUAACAUACUCCUCUGCCACUCCAGACUUCUGCAUGCAGUACCACAGUUCCUCUCUGGGUACUCUGUCAUAGGCUUUCUCUAGAUCUACAAAGACACAAUUUAGCUCCUUCAGACCUUCUCUGUACUUUUUCCAUCAACAUCCUCAAGGCAAAUAAUGCAUCUGUGGUACUCUUUCUAGGUAUGAAACCAUACUGUUGCCACAGCUCUGCACAUCACCCUUGUUCUUAAAAAUGGGCACCAGCACAGUUUUCCUCCAUUCCUCAGCCAUCUACUCACGCGCUAGAAUUCUAUUGAACAAGCUGGUCAAAAACUCCACAGCCACCUCUCCUAGAUGCUUCCAUACCUCCACAGGAAUGUCAUCAGGACCAACUGCCUUUCCAUUUUUCAUCCUCUUUAAUGCCUUUCAAUCAUAAUUGCCACUUGCCAUUUUCUACUCUCCCUUCUCUCUCAUUUUCCUCAUUCAUUAACUCCUCGAAGUAUUCUUUCCAUCUAGCUAGCACACUGCUGGCACCAGUCAACAUAUUUCCAUCUCUAUCCUUAAUCACCCUAACCUGCUGCACAUCCUUCCCAUCUCUAUCCCUCUGUCUGGCCAACCUGUAUAGAUCCUUUUCUCCUUCUUUAGUGCCAAUCCUCCCAUACAUGUCAUCAUAUGCCUCUUGUUUGGCCUUUGCCACCUCUACCUUUGCCCUGUGUCGCAUCUCAAAUGUAUUCCUUUCUCCUCUCUUCGGUCCUCUCAGUGUCCCACUUCUUCUUAGCUAACCUUUUUCCUUGUAUAAUUUCCUGUACUAUGGGGUUCCACCACCAAGUCUCCUUCUUUCCUUUCCUGCCAGAAGAUACACCAAGUACUCUCCUGCCUGCCUCUCUGAUCACCUUGGCUGCAGUGGUCCAGUCUUCUGGAACCUCCUCCCGUCCCCCGAGAGCCUGUCUCACCUCUUCCCGAAAAGCUGCACAACACUCGUCCUGUCUCAGCUUCCACCACAAGGUUCUCUGCCCUGCCUUUGUCUUCGUAAUUUUCCUCCCUACCACCAGAGUCAUUUUACACACCACCAUCCUAUGCUGUCUAGCCACACUCUCCCCUACCAAAACCUUACAGUCGGUAACCUCCUUCAGAUUAUAUCGUCUGCACAAGAUGUAAUCCACCUGCGUGCUUCUUGUAGGUCACCCUAUGUUCGUGCCUCUUCUCGAAAAAAAUUUGCACUACAGCCAUUUGCAUCCCUGUUGCAAAGUCUACCACCAUCUGUCCCUCCAAGUUCCUUUCCUGGAUGCCGCACUUACCCAUCACUUCUUCACCCCUAUUUCCUUCACCAACAUGUCCAUUACAAUCUGCACCAAUUACAACUCUCUCUCUGUCUGGGAUGCUCAGAACUACUUCGUCUAGCUCCUUCCAGAAUUUCUCUUUCACCUCUAGGUCACAUCCUACCUCUGGGGCAUAGCCACUAAUCACAUUACACAUAACACCCUCAAUUUCAAGUUUCAGCCUCAUCACUUGAUCUGAUACUCUUUUCACCUCCAAGACAUUCUUAGACAACUCUUCUUUUAAAAUAACCCCGACUCCAUUUCUCUUCCCAUCUACACCAAGUUAAAAUAAUUUAAACCCUGCCCCUAAACUUCUAGCCUUACUGCCUUACAAUAUAUCAACCUUUCUCCUAAUCAUCAUGUCAACCAACUCCUGAGAUUUUCCUGUCAUAGUCCCAACAUUCAAAGUCCCCACAUUCAGUUCUAGGCUCUGUGCUUUCCUCUUCUUUCUGCCGAAGAACCCGCUUUCCACCUCUUCUUCUUCGACUUUGACUUCGACCCACAGUAGCUGAAUUUCCAACGGCGCCCUGCGGGUUGACUGCGCCGGUGGCGGACGUUGUUAACCCGGGUCACGACCAAUCCGAUAUGGAAUUCUUUGGAUGAACGCUCAUAUUUGCUUGGCAAAGUUUUAAGCCGGAUGCCCUUCCUGACGCAACCCUCUGCAUUUAUCCGGGCUUGGGACCGGCCUACAGUUUGCACUGGCUUGUACCCCCCAUAGGGCUACAUUCUCACAGACACACACACACACACACACACACACACACACACACACACACACAUAUAUAUAUAUAUAUAUAUAUAUAUAUAUAUAUAUAUAUAUACACACACACACACACACACACACACACACAAGAUAUUUCAUUUUAAAACUGAAAAACUUAUUCACUAAUUUUGGGUUUUAUGUUUGCAACAUGUUCCAAAAACAUAGGGGCAUGUUUUCGUCUGUUACGUCACCUUUCCUUUAAACAACAUUCAAUAAGUGUUUGGCAACUGAGGACACAAAUUGUUGAAGCUUUGUCGAUGGGUUUUGUUUCCCCAUUCUUGCUUGAUGUCCAACUUCAGUUGGUCAACAGUCUGGGUUCUCUGUUGUCUUUUUUUGCACUUUAUAAUGCGCCACACAUUUUCAGUAGGAGACAGGUUUGGACUGCUGGCAGGUCAGUCCAAUAAUCGGGAGUCUUUUAUCACGAAGUCACUCUUGUAAUGGGUGCAGAAUGUGGCUAGGCACUGUCUUGCUGAAAUAAGCAGGGACGUCCCUGAAAAAGAUGUUGCUUGAAUGGCAGUAUAUGCAUGUACCCUUCAGCAUUAAUGGUCCCUUCACAGAUGUGCAAGUGAUCCAUGCCAUGGACACUAACACAACCCCAUAACAGAUGCUGAUAAAAAUACAGAUGGUCCUUUUGCUCUUUAUCACAGAGGACACAACAGCCAUGAUUUCCAAAAACAAUUUGAAAUAUGGACUCUGCAGACCACAGCACACAUCUCAGAAGAGCUUGGACCCAGUGUCCGGCGGCGUUUCUAGUUUGUUGAUACGUGGCUUUCGCUUUGCAUGGUAGAGUUUUAACUUGCAUUUGUAGAUGUAGCAACAAACUGUGUUAACUGCCAAUGGUUUUCUGAGUUGUUGCUGAGACCACGUGGAAAUAUCUUUUAUACAAUUGUGCCAGUUUUUAAUGCGGUGCCGUCUGAGGGAUCGAAAGUCACGAGCAUUCAAUGCUGGUUUUCAGCCUUGCCACUUGCAGAGAUUCUUUGAAUCUUUUGAUUAUUACUGUAUGGACCGUAGAUGACGAAAUCCCUAAAUUCCUUGAAAUUGUACAUUGAGAAACGUUCUUAAACUGUUGGACAAUUUGCUCAUGCAGUUGCCCCGUCCUUGCUUGUGACCAACUUAGCCUUUUGGGGAUGCUCCUUCUAUACCCAAUAAUGAUACUUACUGUACCCGUUUCCAAAUAACCUGUGGAAUGUUCCAAACAGGUGUUUUUUUUUUUUUUUUUUAGCAUUCCUCAACUUUCCCAGUCUUUUGUGGCCCCGUCCCAGCCUUUUGGGAAUGUGUUACAGGGAUCAAAUUCAAAAUAAGAGAAUAUUUGCAACAACAAAAAAACAACUAACAUUCAUCAGUGUGAACAUUAAAUAUCUUGUCUUUGUAGUGUUUUCAGUUGAAUAUAGGUUGAAAAGAAUGUGCAAAUCAAUGUAUUCUGUUUUUAUUUACGUUUUCCACAAUGUCCCAACUUCACUGGAAUUGGGGUUUGUAGCAGUGUGUCAUUUCUUCAGUGUUGUCCAGUGAAUGAAAAGAUAUGUGAAUAUGAAAAAUGUGACGGUUGUCCUCACUUUUUGUGAUAUACUAUACAUACACAACCGACUCAACAUUGCCUUGUGUUCAUGAAUGUUUUUGCGGUAAUUUGCUUGUGAUUAGUGUUUGGGGGGGCUUGAUUUUGUAGAUGCUCAAUGGAAAUGUUUUGUAGUUGGUAAUAAGAAAAAUCACUCCUGCCUCCCAUCCAUGGAUGUUCUUUCUUUUAUUUUAUUGUUGCCACUCCCUUUUAGUUGUGUGUGUGUGUUUUUGUUGUUGUUGUAAACAAAGUCUCGUACUUUUUGGGGGAAUACUCUUCUCGUUGUGCAGCAACCGGCCGAAGAACAUUGUGUGCUUCACCUCUGCGGUCUCCACUGGUGCUGGCCGAGCACAUGAUGCACCUCAUCAUCCCACCCUGCAGGGACUACCUGUAGCAACUGCCUGUCGAUUUUUUUUUUUACACAACACCAUGACUAUGAUUAAUGGCUAUUUCAAGGGGUUUCUUUUUAUUUUAUGCCUUAUUCCAACCAAAUGUACAAAUCUACAAAAAUGAGCGGCGCAAACCCAUGGAGGAAUGUGAUUUUCUUUUUU
Molecule: messenger RNA, 8016 nt
Organism: Phycodurus eques (leafy seadragon)
Lineage: Eukaryota; Metazoa; Chordata; Actinopteri; Syngnathiformes; Syngnathidae
Gene: lpcat3
Product: lysophosphatidylcholine acyltransferase 3
Exons: 14
Coding region: 421-1815 (464 amino acids)
Biological process (GO): lipid modification; phosphatidylcholine biosynthetic process
Cellular component (GO): membrane
Molecular function (GO): 1-acylglycerophosphocholine O-acyltransferase activity; lysophospholipid acyltransferase activity
Source: RefSeq, a predicted model, not a curated record